Molecule: messenger RNA, 1926 nt
Organism: Elephantulus edwardii (Cape elephant shrew)
Lineage: Eukaryota; Metazoa; Chordata; Mammalia; Macroscelidea; Macroscelididae
Gene: CAPN6
Product: calpain 6
Exons: 12
Coding region: 1-1926 (641 amino acids)
Biological process (GO): proteolysis
Cellular component (GO): cytoplasm
Molecular function (GO): calcium-dependent cysteine-type endopeptidase activity
Source: RefSeq, a predicted model, not a curated record
AUGAGUCAGUCAACAAAAUUCUUCAAAAACCAGAGGUAUCAAGACCUGAAGGAGGUCUGCAUUGAAGAUGGCCGACUUUUCUGUGACCCAACCUUUCUGCCUGAGAAUGACUCUCUUUUUUAUAAUCGACUGCUUCCUGGAAAGGUGGUGUGGAAACGUCCUCAGGACAUCUGUGAUGACCCCCGUCUGAUUGUGGGCAACAUCAGCAACCAUCGGCUGACUCAAGGGAGACUGGGACACAAGCCAAUUAUCUCUGCAUUUUCCUGUUUGGCUGUUCAAGCAUUGCACUGGACAAAGACAAUUCCCAGUUCUAGAGAACAAGACUGGGAUCCUCGAAAGCCACGUAACUAUGCUGGAAUAUUUCACUUCCGUUUCUGGCAUUUUGGAGAGUGGAUUGAGGUGGUCGUUGAUGACUUGCUACCCACCAUCAAUGGAGAUCUGAUCUACUCCUUUUCCACUUCUAUGAAUGAGUUUUGGAAUGCUCUGUUGGAAAAAGCGUAUGCAAAGCUGCUUGGCUGUUAUGAGGCUAUAGAUAGCUUGACCAUCACUGAUAUCAUCGUGGACUUCACUGGCACAUUGGCUGAAACUAUUGACAUGCAUAAGGGCAGAUACAGUGAGCUUGUUGAGGAGAAGUACAAGCUGUUCAAAGAACUUUACAAAACAUUCACCAAAGGAGGUCUGAUCUGCUGCUCCGUUGAGUGUUCCAAUCAGGAGGAACAGGAUGUUGAAACUGACUGGGGUCUGCUGAAGGGUCAUAUCUACACUGUCACUGAUGUUCGUAAGAUCCGCCUUGGGGAGAGACUUAUCGAAGUCUUCGGUACUGAGAAGCUGUACAUGAUUCGCCUGAGGAACCCCUUGGGAAGGCAGGAAUGGAGUGGCCCCUGGAGUGACAUUUCUGAAGAAUGGCAGCAACUGACCGUAGCCGAUCGCAAGAACCUGGGCCUUGUUAUGUCUGACGAUGGAGAGUUUUGGAUGAGCCUGGAGGACUUCUGCCGCAACUUCCACGAACUGUAUGUCUGCCGCAAUGUGAACAAUUCUCUCUUUGGCCGCCAAGAGAUGGAAUCAGCCGUGGGAUGCUGGACUGUAAACGAUGAUCCACUGAUGAACCGCUCUGGAGGAUGCUACAACAACCGUGAAACCUUCUUGCAGAACCCCCAGUAUAUCUUCACUGUGCCUGAGGACGGGCACAAGAUAAUCAUGUCACUGCAGCAAAAGGACCUUCGCAACUACCGCAGAAUUGGAAGACCCGAGAACUACGUCAUUGGAUUCGAGCUCUUCAAGGUGGAGAUGAACCGCAAAUUCCGACUUCACCACCUCUACAUCCAAGAGCGUGCUGGGACUUCUACCUAUAUAGAUGCCCGCACUGUGUUCCUGAGCAAGUACCUGAAGAAGGGCAACUAUGUGCUUGUCCCAACCAUGUUCCAGAAUGGCCGCACCAGCGAGUUUCUCCUGAGAAUCUUCUGUGAAGUGCCCAUCAAACUCAGGGAACUGACCAUGGAUAUGCCCAAAAUGUCCUGCUGGAACCUGGCUCGUGGUUACCCAAAAGUGGUUACCCAGAUCACUAUUCACAGUGCUGAGGGUCUGGAGAAGAAGUAUCCCAAUGAACCUGUAAACCCUUAUUUGGUCAUCAAGUGUGGAAAGGAGGAAGUCCGCUCCUCUGUCCAAAAUAAUACUGUUCAUGCUGUUUUUGACAUCCAGGCCAUUUUCUACAGAAGAACCACUGACAUUCCUAUUAUCAUACAGGUGUGGAACAAAAGGAAGUUCUGUGAUCAGUUCUUGGGGCAGGUUACUCUGGAUGCUGACCCCAGUGAUUGCCGGGAGCUCAAGGCUCUGAACCUGCGUGAUAAGGGUGGCCCAACUGCUAAAAUCAAGCCAGGUCACCUCAACUUCAAGGUUAUUUCCAGCGAGGAUCUCACUGAGCUCUGA